Messenger RNA from Planococcus citri (citrus mealybug), 2107 nucleotides. RefSeq names its product 4-aminobutyrate aminotransferase, mitochondrial-like. Gene Ontology annotation, molecular function: pyridoxal phosphate binding. NCBI's taxonomy places the organism in Eukaryota, Metazoa, Arthropoda, Insecta, Hemiptera, Pseudococcidae. The coding region runs from base 184 to 1680 and encodes 498 amino acids. The transcript is spliced from 10 exons. Gene Ontology annotation, biological process: GABA catabolic process. The record is from RefSeq and is a predicted model, not a curated record. Gene Ontology annotation, cellular component: mitochondrion.
AAUAACGCCUACUUGUCUAGUACGUACCAGAUUGAAUUGAAGUCGGUUUAGGUGUUGUUUUAUAACAAAAUUAUGUGAUAAAAAAUGUUUAAUAUUUGAUAACGAAUUUAAAUAACCUGCUUCCUCGUAAAAUUUAUUUAGUACCGAAGUAAAUCGGUAUUCUUAAGUUGCUUUCGAGUUGUCAUGUUCACCGUUCCAAUUACCAUGCAGAACAUGAGCUGCACGUGCUUAAAACGGAUAUUUAAACUGAAAAAUAACUACAGAUUUGUAUCCUCAUUCGAGGGGUUGGAACCUGCUGGACCUAGUGUAAAAACUGAAGUACCUGGACCGAAAACCAAAAGCUAUAUUGAAAGGCUAUCAAAAAUACAGCAAAGCAACUCGGUACAGUUAUUCGGCGAUUAUGAGAAAUCAAUCGGAAAUUAUUUCGUUGACGUGGAUGGUAAUGUUUUAUUGGAUGUUUAUAUGCAAAUAUCGUCCAUUCCUAUUGGAUAUAAUCAUCCUGAAAUAAUUCAAGCUUUACAAAAGCUAGACAAUGUUAAAGCAGUGGUUAAUAGACCAGCUCUGGGUUACUUUCCAGGAGCUGAUUGGAUUCAUAAAUUGGAAAAUGUAUUAUUAAAUGUUGCUCCUAAAGGUUUAAAUCAUGUGACUACCAUGAUGUGUGGAUCAUGCAGUAAUGAAAAUGCGAUGAAGAAUAUUUUCUUUUGGUAUCAAGUGCAGCAACGUGGUGGUAGUUUUGAAUUCUCACCUGCAGAACAAGCAUCUUGUAUGAAGAAUGCCCCUCCUGGAUCUCCUGAUUUAACUAUUUUGUCCUUCAAAGGUGCUUUCCAUGGAAGAACACUGGGAGCAUUAUCUACCACUCGAUCCAAAUAUGUACACAAAAUAGAUGUACCAGCUUUUGACUGGCCUGUGGCUACUUUCCCUCAGUACAAGUAUCCUCUAGAAGAGAAUGUUGCAGAAAACAAAAAGCAGGAUAAAAACAGUUUAGAAGAAGUAGAAUACUUAAUCGAACAACAAAAGAAGAUUGGUAAACCAGUUGCAGGUAUUAUUGUGGAACCCAUUCAGUCCGAAGGAGGAGAUAACCAUGCUUCUAAAGAAUUCUUCCAAGAAUUACAAAAGAUAACCAAAAAACACAAAGUCGCCUUCUUAGUAGAUGAAGUACAAACUGGUGGUGGGCCAACAGGGAAAAUAUGGUGCCAUGAACAUUUUGAUCUAGAUGGACCUCCCGAUAUAGUCACUUUCAGUAAAAAAAUGCAAAUUGGAGGAUAUUACCUAAAACCUGAAUUUAUCCCUAAACAACCAUUCCGAGUAUUCAACACUUGGAUGGGUGAUCCUGGUAAAAUGAUCAUAUUAGAAGAAGUAUUGAAAAUUAUAAGAAGAGAUCAACUAUUAGAAAAUGUCAAAGAAACUGGAAAAGUAUUAAUGAAAGGAUUAUUGGAAUAUCAAAAUAAUUAUAAUGGAUUGAUACAUUCUGUACGAGGAUUGGGUACUUUCAUAUCUUUUGAUUUGCCUACCUCCGCUCAAAGAGACACUGUCGUUAAUAGGUUGAAAAAUAAAGGAGUACUGAGUGGUGGUUGUGGUGAUCACGCUGUUCGUUUAAGGCCUGCUUUAACCAUGCAACCUAAACAUGCGCAUAUAUUUUUGGAUAAAUUGAAACAAGUAUUGGAUGAAGGAAAUAUCUAAAUUACCUACCAAACCAAACCAUUAAGCAACUCAAUCAUAUCAAAUUUAAAUGAUGUUUAAUUGAACUGUGUGUUUGACUGUUUGUGAUUGAGUAUACUUAUUAUAGAUUUUGAGAUGUUUCUAUCAUGUAUGGUAUUUAGUUGUUAUACUCAUGGUGUACAACUGGAUCUCAUUUUCAAGAUAUUGAUUUGUGUUUUCCUCUCAAAUUUUAUAUUUUUCAUGUUAGUAGGUAAUGUGAAUUUCUUUGAGUAAAACAUUGUCUACUGCGCUUUCCUCUGUCAAUGACAAAUUUUAUGGCAGCUUCGCCUGAUAAUAAUGUCUUCCUUAAAUAAGUCUUCCAAUUUUAUUUUCUCUUAUUUUUGUAUGUUAUUCUAUAAUAAUGUUGAUAAAUUAUACCUAUGUACCUAAUAAAUAAUUAAAGGAUGAA